Dichomitus squalens LYAD-421 SS1 is the source of this 1395-nucleotide messenger RNA. RefSeq lists its product as uncharacterized. The record is from RefSeq and is a predicted model, not a curated record. Gene Ontology annotation, biological process: protein phosphorylation. Bases 1 to 1395 code for a protein of 464 amino acids. NCBI's taxonomy places the organism in Eukaryota, Fungi, Basidiomycota, Agaricomycetes, Polyporales, Polyporaceae. The transcript is spliced from 3 exons. Gene Ontology annotation, molecular function: protein kinase activity; ATP binding.
AUGGACUGCUCGUGGUUGACAUCGACAUAUGGAAGCGCUCGGCCCCGCGAUUACCGCGCCAAUCAGGAUGGAAAGGUACCUAUCCUCGACGGUCGGUACGGCGGGAGUGGUCCCCUGCCGGUCACCCCUCCCGUCGAGGUCUUCCAUCCCGCCUUUGCAAGCUUUGUCAAUGAUGUGGCAAACGAUAAGCUGCUAGUCCCAGACGAUGUCGUUACAACCACCGCCAGCUUCAUGCAGUCUCUCUCGGAGAUAGCGACCCUGGAAGCGGAGCGCACGAACACCCGAGGAAUGCUCAAGGACCUGCUUGACAGAGUCGUCAUUCAAACCGUCAAUAAGAACAAGAGCUCUGCAGAUCAUAUCGUAGUGCUCAACAGGAGGGAGGCGCCCUUCGAACAGGCUGUGCUCGCCAUCGUCGAGGAGAAAGGUGAACUCGGCUCGGGCUCGGAUCCAUCCGUACAGGGCUCGUUCUCGUAUAUUGAGCACUGGAUUAGUACCGAGCGCAAGGCAAUCCGUCAAGUAUGUUUCUGCCCAUCUUUCAUCAUCUCCAUCGCCGGUCCUUGGGUGAACGUUUGCGGGGCCGUAUUCACCACUCUCCCGAUCGUACACCGCUUGACCGACUACAUCUGGCUCGGGCGCAGUCGCACCAUUGACGACGGCCACAUCUUACGUGUCGCUCGCGUAUUUUACGCCCUCCGCCGUGCCCUACAAGCGCUCGAAACGUAUUACGAAGAACUGCCCUUCUCACCGGACGACGCGACGGGCCGAUUCUUCCCUCUGGCGACUUCGUGCAUUUUGGAGGGCGGGGAGAAGCUCGAGUUCACGUAUGAGCUGCCGCUGAAGGGGGACGAUCCCUCGUGCGUCGCCUUCCUCGUUGCCGACAAGAGCGACCGCGGCCACAAGCUCGUCGUCAAGUUCGUGGAGCGGUACGGCAAGGAAGCACACGAGCUCCUCGCACAGCACGGUCGGGCACCGAUGUUGCUCUACUGUGGCGACGUUUGGUCGACAGUGCCCGGCUUGGCGGGACGGACCGGUUAUGGGCCUUGGAAGAUGGUGGUGAUGGACUACGUCAAGGGACGGACCGCAGCAGACCUGGAUGAAGUCCCUGAUGGGGUGCGUGACGCAGUCCGUAGCGCGUUGGUGAUUCUGCAUGAGAGGGGUAUGGUCCAUGGAGACAUCCGGUUGCCAAACAUUAUCAUCGAGGACGACAGGAAUGGGGACGAAGACGAAGAAGACAUGGGCAAGCGGACGAGGAUAGUGGACUUCGACUGGGCGGGCAAGGAGGGCGAAGUGAGAUACCCGCACGACCUGUCUGAGAGACAGUGGGUCGAGGGAGUGGAAGACUACGUGUUAAUCAGAGCGUGCCAUGAUGACGCGAUGGUGGACAGGUUACGGUGA